AAAACAGCACGAAGAAGACCUGCAACCCACACAUUAGCCUUAACUACAUACUAGAAUUCACAUAAAAUACUGUUCUGUGUGCGUUUUAUUUUUGUUUUUUUUUAAGCAUCUCUGUUUUAACCAGACAGAAACUGCUGUUUGGUUUUUCAGAAGGAAAUGGUAAAGAACAAAAUCAUAUAGGAACACUCAAAGCGGUAGUUGGGUAAGGAUUGUGGUUAAUAAGUAACAGGCCCCAACUGUCUCUCCACCCUGCAAGGCCUGCUGGGAAAAUCUCUUGGCAGGCAGUUGUGUGUGUGCACAGAGAUAUUGCUAAAGCGAGAACAGGAAGACAAGAUAGACGAGCGCUGCCUUGUACCUUUUUUUUUCUCUCUUUUUGUUUUGGAUCUCUACGUUCUCUUGUCGCCCACUGAAAGGACCUGUUCAUGGGUAAAGUGAAGACCAAGACUGGGCCUCUGGCUCGGAGGCCGGAUAACUCUGCCUUUAAACAGCAGAGGCUGCCUGCCUGGUCUCCAAUGCUAACGGCUAACACUGUGUUGCCCUUCUUCUACUUCAUGGCUUUGAUAUGCAUGUUUCUGGGAGUGUGGUUGCUGCUUACAGUACAGAGCACAAAGGAAAUGAAGCUGGACUACACAGAGGCCGGGACAUGUGAUAGAUGCUUUGAAAAGCGUAAAAAUGUGAGCAAUGCAGCACAGCCUUGCAGCUGUACAGUGGUGUUUUCCAUUGGCAAGAAAUUCAAGGGUGAUGUUUUUUUCUACUAUGGACUCCGAAACUUCCAUCAGAACCUCCGCAGAUACAUGGACUCCAGGGAUGAUGCACAGAUGGUUGGCAGAAAGAAAAACUUACAGACCCCCAGUACAUAUUGCUUCCCAUUCACAACAGACCAAAACGGACAACCCAUUGCUCCCUGUGGCGCUGUAGCCAACAGCAUGUUCAAUGACUCCUUUGUUCUGACCUACCAUAUGCCAGGUGGUAGACCGGAAAAGGUUCCUCUUCUGCGGCAGGGCAUCACAUGGUACACGGACAAAAACAUCAAGUUCCGGAACCCGAAGACAGAAAACUUGACACUGCCUGAAGUUUUUAAAGGAACAGCGAAGCCCCUGUAUUGGCAGAAGCCUGUGUAUGAGCUGGACCCCCUCGACCCCACCAACAACGGCUUCAUUAACGAUGAUUUAAUCAUUUGGAUGAGGGAGGCGGCCUUCCCCAACUUCAAGAAGCUGUACGGUGUCCUGAACCGAGCCAAGGAGCCCUUCACUACGGGGCUGCCGGCGGGGAAUUACAGCAUCGAGAUCUCCUACAACUUCCCUGUGCAGUAUUUCAGGGGCAGAAAGGAAGUAGUGCUGACCACGCUGACCUGGUUUGGAGGGCAGAACCAUUUCCUGCCUAUAGCGUACCUAGUAACCAGCAGCCUCAUCCUACUUGUAGCGAUCGUACUCACUGUGGUUUGGUGGAAGUUUGGGAAGAAUGGAAAAAACAUGGAAGAAUGAAUGAAGAGAUGCUCAACAAUGAGGUGAGAAUGAAAAAAUAAUGAGCAGCGAAACACUGGGCUGAAGAAAAUCACAAGUACUGCUGAUAUUAAAGGAGCAUUAUUUAAAUAUAGUUGUUUUAAAUUUUGUACAAUACCAUUAUAGUAGGCACUGUUUUACAGUUUUCCAUGCGGAAAAUUGCUCUUGAAAUCAUCUAAAUCAGGAGUGGCAAACAUGUGGACCGCGGGGCAAAACCAGCUCACCAAAGGGUCCAGUCUAGUCCACGAGAUGAAUUUGCAAAGUACAGAAAUGACACUGAAGAUAUGAACAGUCAAGGAUGUUGAACUCAUUUUAGUUC
Molecule: messenger RNA, 1821 nt
Organism: Sphaeramia orbicularis (orbiculate cardinalfish)
Lineage: Eukaryota; Metazoa; Chordata; Actinopteri; Kurtiformes; Apogonidae
Gene: cdc50c
Product: transmembrane protein 30C
Exons: 7
Coding region: 423-1484 (353 amino acids)
Biological process (GO): phospholipid translocation
Cellular component (GO): Golgi apparatus; plasma membrane; endoplasmic reticulum
Source: RefSeq, a predicted model, not a curated record